Messenger RNA from Centrocercus urophasianus (Greater sage-grouse), 5234 nucleotides. RefSeq names its product TBC1 domain family member 22B (gene TBC1D22B). Lineage: Eukaryota; Metazoa; Chordata; Aves; Galliformes; Phasianidae. Bases 45 to 1568 code for a protein of 507 amino acids. The transcript is spliced from 13 exons. The record is from RefSeq and is a predicted model, not a curated record. Gene Ontology annotation, biological process: activation of GTPase activity. Gene Ontology annotation, molecular function: GTPase activator activity.
CGCUGUUUGGCUGGCCGCCGGGCCCGGCCUUGCGUAGCUCCGUUAUGGCGGCUGAGAGCGGGCGGCAGUUCUGGAAGCGGAGCGCCAAGCUGCCGGGCAGCAUUCAGCCUGUCUAUGGAGCACAGCAUCCUCCACUGGAUUCCCGCCUCACCAAAAACUUCAUCAAGGACCGCUCCAAAGCCAACGUGCUGCCUAUGAAAAGUAAGAAGGCCUCCAGCUUUCAUGAGUUUGCCCGCAGCACCAGUGAUGCCUGGGACAUCGGUGAUGAUGAAGAUGAAGACUUCACUUCCUCUUCUUCCUCUUUGCAAACUUUGAACUCUAAAGUGGCCAAGGCCACAGCUGCGCAGGUCCUGGAGAACCACAGCAAAAUGCGGGUGAAACCUGAGAGGACCCAGCCUGCUCUCAGUGACGUGCCCACCAACUGCAAGGUCAACAAGUCCAGCAGCGAGGCCCAGCUCUCCAGGAUGUCUGAGGAGACCUGUGUGCGGACCCCCCUCCAGAAGCAGCAGUCCCUCCCCCUUCGGCCUGUCAUUCCACUUGUUGCCCGAAUCUCCGACCAGAAUGCGUCAGGUGCUCCCCCCAUGACAGUGAGGGAGAAAACCCGCCUGGAGAAAUUUCGGCAGCUCCUUUCCAGCCAUAACACGGACCUGGAUGAGCUGAGGAAAUGCAGCUGGCCUGGCGUGCCCAGAGAGGUCCGGCCUGUGACAUGGCGUCUCCUCUCAGGUUAUCUCCCUGCAAACAUGGAGCGUCGGAAGCUGACCUUACAGCGCAAGCGGGAGGAAUACUUUGGCUUCAUCCAGCAGUACUACGACUCCCGGAAUGAGGAGCACCAUCAGGACACGUACCGACAGAUUCACAUCGACAUUCCAAGGACCAACCCACUCAUCCCCCUCUUUCAGCAGCCGCUUGUCCAGGAGAUCUUUGAAAGAAUCCUGUUUAUAUGGGCCAUUCGACACCCAGCCAGUGGCUAUGUACAGGGAAUCAAUGACCUGGUCACUCCAUUCUUUGUUGUGUUCCUCUCUGAGUAUGUUGAAGAGGACGUGGAGAACUUUGAUGUGACAAACUUGUCACAGGAUGUUUUACGGAGCAUCGAAGCUGAUAGUUUCUGGUGCAUGAGCAAACUGCUGGAUGGGAUACAGGAUAACUACACCUUUGCACAGCCAGGGAUCCAGAAGAAAGUCAAAGCUCUGGAGGAGCUUGUGAGCCGGAUUGAUGAGCAGGUACAUAAUCACUUUAGGAAGUACGAAGUUGAAUACCUGCAGUUUGCCUUUCGUUGGAUGAACAAUCUGCUCAUGAGGGAGCUGCCUCUUCGCUGCACAAUCCGCCUUUGGGACACCUACCAGUCAGAGCCAGAGGGGUUCUCGCAUUUCCACCUCUAUGUCUGUGCCGCCUUCUUGAUCAAGUGGCGGAAGGAGAUCCUGGAUGAGGAAGACUUCCAGGGCCUUCUAAUGUUGUUACAAAACCUGCCGACGAUACACUGGGGCAAUGAAGAAAUCGGGCUCCUCCUUGCUGAAGCCUACAGACUCAAGUACAUGUUUGCAGACGCUCCCAAUCAUUACCGCCGAUAGGUGCCAGGACUCAACUCCCUCCUCUGCCCACCUCCUCCUCCUGGCCCAUCUGAUCACUGUGGCAUUUUGUCAUCCACGUCCUCGGAUGCUUCAGCUGGGAGCUGCUCUUCGCUGUACAAAGCUCACGUUGACUCAACUCUUCUGCGUGCCUGUCUGCCACUCCACACACCUGGAUGUGCCACUCCAACCACUGUCAGUAUUUCACUCUGUGCUGGGGGCCUGAGCCAGGGAGAGAAGCUUGAAGGGGCAGGGGACAGCUCUACAGAUAACUGAGCUCUCCCAGCCCUGCCUUGGGCUUGUCCAGCUGCUGGUUGCCUUGCUAUGCUGUGACACGUUUGCCCACUGCUGCACCUGUGUACACACAUGCUCGUGCCUCACAUGUGUGUGCUGCCCCGUCUGCUCCCUUCUCUCUUCAGCUGCAGUUUGAUCCAGCUCCCAGACAAAAAUGCCUUAUCAGUGACUGGCUGGAGAACUUCCCUGGGGCUGCAGGGCGAGAAGUUUCUCAGGGCCCAGCUUCAUUCCUCAAGCCUUGUGGGUUCAUGAGGGAGCUGCUCCCACCUGCCCUCUCCUCUCCCUCCUCUUUGCCUUUCUUCAGGUGUGAGACAGCGUGGUGGCACGGUGGGGUUAACCCCCCCCAUGUGCUCUGCAUGAUGCACACCGCUGUGACGAGACGCUCUGAUGUGCCAUCGGCGGGAGGGCAGCAGGGGGACUUCUGAAACUCCUUGCACAGCCCCCACUCUUCCGAGGCGUUCUGUGUAUAUUGUGUUCUUGUGUAUAUGGGUCAGAGAUGUACAAUAUAUGUCCUCCAUUUGUAGCAGAUAUGAUUUUAUAUUUAUAACGUGGGUCCCUCGUUCUCCCUGUCCUCUCCAUGGCCUCCCACCUCCCCUCUGGAAGUGGGGUGAAGUCAGAGCCACGGGUAUUUCUGCCCUGACGUGUUUGGAGUGUUGAGUUGGUCAGGAAGAUGUGUGUCAGAAACGUGCAUCUCGAGGCUUCCCCUGCAACGAGGAGCGUGGGAGUUGGAAGGGGAUGGGAGCUGAGAGCAGGUUGAGGAGAUACAGGGUAUGGUGCUGCAGGGCACCAUGGUGCCAGUGCCACCAGUGGGCUCUUGAGCACCAAAGAUCCCCAGUGCGGUGCUGGCUGUGCCUACUGCUCCCCACAGUGCGGAUGCAUCCUCCGAGAGAACGCAGCCAGAAACCACCCUGGGUUCUUAAAUGAAACCAAUUGUGAAUGUUUUAUCAGGCUGGUUUCCUUCUGUCUCCCUCCUGCGGAGGGCUGCAGGGGGGGGGAGAAAUAUGACCCCCACAUUUCUUGGGGCAGAACAUGGAGGUGCCCUGUGGGAAGGGGCAGCAGGGGCUGAGCAUGUGAAAAGCAGAGCCUUGUUGCCAAUAAAACUCCAGUGUCUCAAGAAACUGCUUUCCUAUUCCAGAGUUGCUUUUUUCUUCUUGGGCAGUUAGACUUCUCCUUUAUUUCAGUGUGCACCUUCUGUGGUUUCUCUGAGCCAGACCUUUGCUGCUCUUUGGCAGUUUGACAUAACUCAUUAAAAAAAGAAAAAAAUAUCAACAGAAGCUCGGGCUGAGCGCAGGACGGGGUGGUCUGGCACCUGCUUGUGUGUGGACUGCACAAAAGCUCCUUCAUUGCCCCCAGGGCCUUCGGGUAAGUCACAUUCCUCCCUCAUGCCUUAUUCUCCCUCUCCACAAAACCCUUUAGCACCAUACUAAGGGAAAGCACUAAUUGUCUGAGAGUUGAAGUCACAGCAUAGUCCCUGCUCCCUCCCCUCCCUAAAAAAAAAAAACACAAAAACCUGAGACCCUACAAAGUCACUGUAAGAUCUCUGCUCUUGUGAUUUUAAUCCUUUCCCUAUGGCUCCUCACUUUCAUUUCCUAUAUUUCUGGCUCACAGGGAGAAGCUGGGGGCAGUUGCUGAUGGUUCCAGGCACGGGAGAUGCCAAUGUCAUGGAAACUUUUUAUCCACUGAAUAAUUCAGUAAGUCAUAAUUUCAUUUGUUCAAGGACAAGGAAGAAAUGAUGAAGGAGGUGGAGGGAAGGUUUUAUUAGUAUGUAAUAAUCCCACCCAAAAAUGGCAUCAGGGAAGUGCAGGGGCAGGCACUGAUGUAGGGCUGCAGAGAACUGCUUUUCAGACCUUCCCUAGGAGGAAGCUGCAGGGAGCUUGAUCCUUCUUGCAACAGGUGGAAAACAUUAACAAAGAUGUUAAUAACUCACCUUUUACUGCAUUCUUAUGUCUUCAUAUACACUGCAGGUGUAUGCCAGGCAGCUGUGCACCACAACACCCUCCUGGCUACAGAAACUGUCCUUCAUUCAUUCUGCUGGGUCAGGUCACACAUGUGGAGGGAAAAGGAGAAGGUCUGGAAUCUGCACAGGGAGAAGAAUGCUCCUCAGGGUAGAGUGAUGCUCAGAGAGCCACACUGGAGCACCUAGCUCCCAUCUCCAUCUGUUGGAGGACUCUGCCUGUAUCCUGGUGCUGCAGGAGCCCCCAGACCCACAAGCAGAGCCCAGAGAUGGGAUUCACACCCCACAUUCCCACUUCCCAUCCCUAUGGGGCUCUGCAGCCACCCCAGGCCAAGGGCUGCCAGAUGGGUCCCCUCCUGCAGCAAGGAACAAACUCACCUGCAGGAGGCACUGUGAGGCCACCCUCCCUCCAAGUCCUCCUUCCCUUUGUUCCUCUUCACAGCUGCUUCAUGCCUGCAUCAGCCCAUGUGUGUCAGCUGCGCAGCAGCAGGUGGGCUGAGCUCCCUCUGCUAAAGGGGGGAGAAAAGAGUGAGUGGGAACGGCAGUGCCUGAUCAGGAACCAGGGAGCCCUGCUCUGCCUCCACUUCCCCCUCAGCAGGGAUGUGGCACUGAGCAGAGCCUUCACACAUCCACAGCACCUGCUGCCAUCACUGCCUACCCAAAAAGCACAGCAGCAGAAAUCCUUUGUUUAAUACUGUAGAACAUUUAUUUCUCAGAGAGAAAAUAUAGUCUCAGACAGUCAGAUUAUAGUAGGUAAAAUUAGCAUUUUUUUUCUUUACAAGCAUAGAUUUUCUUAUUACCUCUCUUAUACCAUCUGAUAUAAACAAUUCUAGAAAGCAAAUAAACUCACUUUCUACAAUAAAUAGAGCAAUCUGUGCUUUACAGCAGUGACAGUCACGUCUCGGGCCCGUAGCAAACAGCAGAUCAGCCACUUCCCGUUCUGAAAUGUCAUUUAAAAACAACCAACCAAAAAAAUAAUAAUAUCCCAGAUUCUGAAAACGUACACAGGUCACAAGUCCACAGCUGCGUUACCACCCAGAGAAGUGUAUGUUCCUUUAAGUUACACUGUGUGCAUAUAAAAGACCCAGCGACACGACUGAGGACUUCAAGAACGGUGACAGUAAGUCUCAAUAACUUAGAGCAGUACUGUACAACUAUAUACAGAACGUCCUUCCCUCGCCACACCCCAGGGGCAUUAUUUCUAUUUUUACAAAAUCCUAUGCCCCGUCUCUGCAUGUUAAAGGAAUCUUCCUUAAAGUGUGGCUCCGCGUCCCAAUGUAUAAGAAUUGGUAUUUCUAAAAAAGUAGACCACGUAGAAAUGGCAGUGAUUACUCCCCACUAUUCAGUAUUAUUAUUUUGACCCCACAUUCUCUUCAGUAUGAAAAAGUUAAAAUAAUAAAAAAAUAUCGAGUUAAAAAGCA